CUUUUUCGAAAUCUUUGAUCGAGUGCAAGGUCAUAACGGUCAUCGCUUGCAGGCUGGUGCUGGUCUCUUAUAAUCGCUGCACUCAAAACUUUUCAACGUCUGCUCACUGAUACCAUUGAAUCACCCACAUGGCAGAGGAUUCUACCGCGCCAUCUGCGGUCCCUCAGGAAGAUGUCUCUGGCCGCGAACCGUUCUCAUCGCUUGAGCUCUCAGAGCCAACCAACAGAGCUCUCGCAGAUAUGGGCUUUACCACAAUGACCCCCGUACAAGCAAAAGCCAUACCCCCUCUCCUCGCAGGCAAAGAUGUUCUCGGUGCUGCACGUACUGGAUCAGGAAAGACGCUUGCAUUCCUCAUACCUGCAGUUGAGCUCCUGCAUCGGAUGAAGUUCAAGCCUAGAAAUGGUACUGGAAUUAUUAUCGUUUCCCCCACACGAGAACUGGCGCUGCAAAUAUUCGGGGUCGCAAAAGAUCUCAUGGCACAUCAUUCGCAGACAUUUGGUAUUGUUAUCGGUGGUGCAAAUAGGAGGGCUGAGGCAGAGAAGUUGGAGAAAGGUGUUAAUUUGAUUGUUGCAACCCCUGGUCGGCUGCUGGAUCACCUCGAGAACACAAAAGGAUUUGUUUUCCGAAAUCUUAAAGCCUUGGUGAUAGACGAAGCAGAUCGAAUAUUGGAGAUUGGUUUCGAGGAGGAAAUGAAGAAGAUCAUAUCUAUUCUACCAAAUGAGGACCGACAAUCCAUGCUCUUUUCAGCCACUCAAACUACAAAAGUCCAAGACCUCGCGCGAAUGUCUCUUCGUCCCGGGCCUCUGCACGUCGACGUCGACAAAGAAGAGGCGACAAGUACUGUCUCAACACUUUCACAAGGAUAUGUUGUUUGCCCAUCCGACCGCCGCUUCCUCCUUCUCUUUACUUUCCUCAAAAAGAACCUCAAGAAAAAAGUCAUCGUGUUCUUCUCGAGCUGUAAUUCCGUGAAAUACCACGGCGAACUGCUAAAUUACAUAGAUGUGCCUGUGCUCGAUCUACAUGGGAAACAAAAACAGCAAAAACGGACAAAUACUUUUUUCGAGUUUAUAAAUGCUGAAUCUGGAAUCUUGCUAUGCACGGACGUCGCAGCCCGCGGCCUCGAUAUCCCACGGGUGGACUGGAUUAUACAAUUUGAUCCCCCAGAUGACCCAAGAGACUAUAUCCAUCGUGUGGGUCGAACGGCGCGUGCUGGUAAGGUUGGGAAGAGUUUGAUGUUCCUGCUAGAAAGCGAACUGGGCUUCCUGCGGUAUCUCAAGGAAGCAAAGGUUCCGCUAAAUGAAUUUACAUUCCCUGCGGACCGAAUUGCGAAUGUGCAGAGUCAGCUGGAGAAGCUGUUGCAGAAGAACUACUUUUUGCACCAGUCAGCAAGGGAUGGUUUCCGGUCGUAUCUGCAAGCAUAUGCAUCGUAUUCGUUGAAGAAGAUCUUUGACAUUAAUGCGCUGGACCUUGCAAAGGUGGGAAAGGCGUUUGGGUUCGCUGUGCCCCCACGCGUGAAUGUCAAUAUCGGUGGGGGGAAGCCUACUACUACUACUGGGAACAAGCGACGGAGAAAUGAUGGUGGCGGUGCAGACAGCGGCGAGGAGGUUGUGGAAGAGCAGGAGUUCCAGCGGAACAAGCCGCGAAGAAAGGAAAAAGAACGGCGGGUCGAGACUUUGGGCAAGAAAGCAGUGGAUAAGGAGAUGUACCGGAAAGGGAAGGAACGGAAGAGGGCAAAGGCCUCUGGGCAGCAGUGGAGCGGGUGACGCUUGAGGGGGUCACUAUUAUGUCUACAUUGCUCCUGUAACUUGCUAUUGGCGUAAUAUCCUUGCCAUCAGGAUGCAGCAGUGCAGUUGCUGUGGGAGCACCCAUAAGCGCCCAUAGCGAGUACGUGUGCGCCUGCCCUAAAUUGAACACCAGGCCUAAGCCUGACAUCU
Molecule: messenger RNA, 1934 nt
Organism: Suillus paluster
Lineage: Eukaryota; Fungi; Basidiomycota; Agaricomycetes; Boletales; Suillaceae
Product: P-loop containing nucleoside triphosphate hydrolase protein
Exons: 7
Coding region: 129-1763 (544 amino acids)
Biological process (GO): maturation of LSU-rRNA from tricistronic rRNA transcript (SSU-rRNA, 5.8S rRNA, LSU-rRNA)
Cellular component (GO): nucleolus
Molecular function (GO): ATP binding; RNA helicase activity; nucleic acid binding
Source: RefSeq, a predicted model, not a curated record